AUGGAGCGUCUCACGCGCCGCGACCGCUCACGCGAUCCCAGCAGCGACGCGGGCAGCGCCACCACCGCCACCACCAGCACCCGACUCCGCAGUCGCCGCUCGCGGGACACCCGCAACGCCACAGCCGAUUCCGCUUCGGAAGACGCCGAUACAGACGCGAGUUCAGUCAGCCACAGCGCCGACGCGUCGAUGCGCCGCCAGCGACGCCGUAAUGCGCCGCGGCUGAUGAAAGAGGACACGAGACGGAGUUCCUCGUGCAACUCGGACAUUGACCGACGCUCGUUGCGGUCCGGGGACGAGGAAGAGAUGGAGCUCGAGGACGAAGACGAGGGCGGGGAAGAGGUGGAGGAGAUGAGGGAGGAGCUCGAGGACGAGAAGAAGCUCGGACGGUCCAUGUCGAUUGUGUCGGCGACGUCGUCGACGUCGACGUCUUCGUUGGCUCUCGAGCCAAUGACCGACGAGCAGCGACGGGAGCGUCUGGACCGACACGUCGCCGAGCUGGAGCAGAAGCGAAAGAUGGUGGAGGACGGAACGCUCGCCGAGUUCUGUCGGCGCGUUGCUGCGUUCAAAGAGGAGCGCAAUCGGCUGCUGCAGACGGCCGAGCUGCACAAGCACCUGCAGCUGAAGAACGGACAGGACCUCUAUCACUUUGAAGUGCAGCGUGCGCACCAUCUGUGGCAGAACGACCGCAAAGUACUCAAAGACGGACUGCUGACCAAGGUGGAUGCUGUCUUGAUGAAGCUACAGAGGGAGAUCAAGGCGCUGUCUGAGCUCGAAGCAGCGGGUGUAGAUACUCGCUUAACGUCUCGGCCAAAACGGGCUGGGAGUACGACAUGCACGGAACCGCCCGUCAGUGUUGUUCAGGAUCAGGUUGUGUCGAAAUACAAAACGGAGAAAGGGUCCGAGCACGAGGAAGGCGAAGUGGUUGAGCCACCACUACCUUGUACGAAAAAAGAAGCAGUGGUUGCUAAGCGACGCAAGAUGAACCCGACAACGACUGCAGAUUUCGAAGAUGCGCCGCAGCUGCUCGCGGUAGAGGUAGUUCGUUCGCCGUUCGACGAUGUCAGUUCCGACAUUGCGACAGUCGUGGGGGAUUGGAAGAAGACGGCACAAUCGAUGGUGGCGUGUUUGCCGAACGAGGGCAAGCAGCCCUUCAAGCUUGAGCGACGACGACUGUUUUGCGGCAACUACAUCUUCGAAGACGGUGACGAAGUGCAUGUUGCAAUGCCGCUCGUACAUGAGGACUGCACGGGCACCAUUUCGUCCAUUACCGACGAUGCAAUCUACAUCAAACUGGCGUCGGGCCAAAAGGCACGCAUCUUCCUGCCGCAUCUCGAGCGUCGACGUUGUGAGCUCAAACCGCUGUUGCGUGCCAAACCACUCACAGGCAGUUCGCACAGCAUGGGUUGGUCCGAGAAUGAUACGUUUUACUAA
Hyaloperonospora brassicae is the source of this 1434-nucleotide messenger RNA. Lineage: Eukaryota; Oomycota; Peronosporomycetes; Peronosporales; Peronosporaceae. The record is from the annotation of a GenBank genome assembly.